AUGGGCUUCUCUGAGCGGCUGGAGAAGCAGCCUCUCCUGUUUGGGCUCUUCCUGGGCAUGUACCUGGUCAUCGUGCUGGGAAAUCUGCUCAUCAUCCUCGCCAUCGGCUCUGACCUGCACCUCCACACCCCCAUGUACUUCUUCCUGGUCAACCUCUCCCUCAUCGAUACCUGCUUCAUUUGCACCACUGUCCCCAAGGUGUUGGGGAACAUCCAAACACAGAACCACACCCUCUCCUACACUGGGUGCCUUGUGCAGAUGUACUUCUUCAUGGCAUUCGCUCUGCUGGAUGACUUCCUGCUGGCCGUGGUGGCAUAUGACCACUAUGUGGCCAUCUCCCUUGCUCUCCACUACACCAUGGCCAUGCAACCCCAAUGCUGCCUGCUGCACAUGGGUGCAUCCUGGCUCUGCUCCCACCUUUUGGCCUCCUCACUAGCUCUCCUGAUGGGUCGAUUCUCCUUCUGUGCCUCCCAUUCCAUCCCAUACUUUUUCUGUGAUCUUGUCCCACUCCUCAAGCUUGCCUGUUCAGACACCUAUAUCUUUCAAGUUAUGAUGUUCAUAGAAGCAACCCUCUCAGGUUGA
Molecule: messenger RNA, 582 nt
Organism: Choloepus didactylus (southern two-toed sloth)
Lineage: Eukaryota; Metazoa; Chordata; Mammalia; Pilosa; Megalonychidae
Product: olfactory receptor 1G1-like
Exons: 1
Coding region: 1-582 (193 amino acids)
Biological process (GO): G protein-coupled receptor signaling pathway
Cellular component (GO): membrane
Molecular function (GO): G protein-coupled receptor activity; olfactory receptor activity
Source: RefSeq, a predicted model, not a curated record